Macadamia integrifolia is the source of this 2520-nucleotide messenger RNA. RefSeq names its product protein TSS-like. Gene Ontology annotation, cellular component: cytoplasm. The coding region runs from base 255 to 1802 and encodes 515 amino acids. Gene Ontology annotation, biological process: organelle organization. NCBI's taxonomy places the organism in Eukaryota, Viridiplantae, Streptophyta, Magnoliopsida, Proteales, Proteaceae. The record is from RefSeq and is a predicted model, not a curated record. The transcript has 10 exons.
CCUCAAGAGGCUAAACCCAAAACCCUUAUCCUAUCUUCUUCAAACUUUAAAAAGUUUUAAACCUUUGCAGAUUCUCUUCUCUAUCUCUAUAAUCUCUAAAGACCAUUACGGAGAUUCACCUUUACUUUCUCCUUAUUCUAAUUGGUUUGACUGAUGUUAGUAGUGAUUUUUCUGAACCCUUAUUCACAAUUACUAUGAAUUCUGAAAUGGGUUUUUAAAUCUUAUCCCUGAAGAGAUCUCUUUCUGAGGCAAAAAUGGCUCCCAAAUCUGGACGAGGUAAAGCCAACAAAGGCAAGGGAGAGAAGAAGAAAAAAGAAGAAAAAGUUGUGCCUUCUGUUAUUGAUAUAACUGUUAUCACUCCAUAUGAUUCCCAAGUUAUACUCAAGGGAAUCUCAACUGAUAAGAUUCUUGAUGUAAGAAGGCUAUUGGCUAGUAAUGUUGAGACCUGCCAUUUUACUAACUAUUCCCUGUCUCAUGAGGUUAGAGGGCUGAGAUUAAAGGACACAGUUGAUGUAACUUCUCUGAAACCUUUUUUGUUGAAGAUGGCUGAAGAGGACUACAUAGAAGAGGAGCAAGCUGUGGCACAAGUGCGAAGGUUAUUGGACAUCGUUGCAUGCACCACCUGGUUCGGCAAACAGAAAGAUGGAAGUAUUGAAUUUCGAGCCAAGAAGACCAGAAACCAAAGCUCGAGUUCGAGUUCUUGCCCUCCUUUGUCCUCGAAUGAAGGAGAAGUGCGAUCUGGGUCUGCUUCAGAAGCAUCGAUUUCUGCAAUUUCAGAUAAAUUCGACAUGGUUGCCAUUCACCCUACUCCGAAGCUCUCCGGUUUCUAUGAUUUCUUCUCGUUCUCCCACCUUAGUCCGCCUAUUCUGUCACUGAAGAAAUGUGAUCGUAGUGGUGUUGAAGAGAGAUGCGAGGUGGAUUAUUUUGAAAUUCAGGUUAAGAUUUGCAACGGGAAGCUCAUUAAAGUGGUUGCGUCUGUAAAGGGGUUCUACUUCACAGGGAAGCAGUUCAUCCAAAGUCGCACUUUGGUGGAUCUUCUGCAACAGUUAAGCCAGGCUUUUGCUAAUGCUUAUGGAUCCUUAAUGAAAGCUUUUGUAGAGCACAAUAAGUUUGGAAAUCUACCCUGUGGAUUCCGUGCAAAUACAUGGCUUGUCCCUCCAACAGUUGCUGUUUCACCAUCAAAAUUUCCAUCGCUUCCAACGGAAGAUGAAACCUGGGGUGGCAGUGGUGGGGGUCAGGGACAAAACAAGAAGUAUGAUGAUCGACCAUGGGCCAUGGAGUUUUCCAUAUUGGCAAACCUUCCUUCAAAAACUGAGGAAGAGAGAUUGGUCCGUGAUAGAAAGGCAUUUUUGCUCCAUAAUCUAUUUGUGGAUGUCUCAAUCCGUAAAGCUGUUUCAGCAAUUCGACAACUUAUGGAUGCCAACAUGAACACGAAAAAUUCUCAUAGUGGUCCCCCAGGUUCACUUCUGCAUGAAGAUCGUGUUGGUGACUUGUGCAUUUUAGUGAAACGGGAUGCUGAAGACACAAGUUCAAAGCUCUGUGAGAAAGUCAACACCAGCCUAGCACCUGGUAUUUCCUGUAAGGAUCUUUCUGUAAGGAAUCUUCUUAAGGGGAUAACUGCAGAUGAGAAUGUAGUGGUUCAUGAUACUUCCACAUUGGGUGUCGUUGUCAUAAGGCAUUGUGGUUACAUUGCGAUUGUGAAAGUAAAUGGUGAUGUAAAGAAGGAAAAUUGCAAAGUUCUAGACAUAAAUGUUGAUGAACAGCCAGAUGGAGGUGCCAAUGCACUAAAUAUUAACAGGUAAAUGAUUCUACCCCAGGAAAAUUAUGUAAUGACCUAUAUAUUGAUUGAUAUCUUAGCAUGUUUUAAAUAGUGACAACUAAACUGGAGAAACUGUUUCCCUGGUUCAAUCAAAACUGAAAAUAAAAUGAAUUCAAAUUUGUGUAGCUACCCAGGCGCACAAUCUCUUGUCUAGCAAGGAUGAAAUGCCAUCCUCCUUUGGAUCAUAAUUAUCACAACCUAAUACAUGUGCAUGCAUAGCAAAGAAAUACAGGAGGUAACCAUUAAUGGUACAAUGUUAAGAUUUUCAUAUAUAUAAUGCCUCUUUGAAGGUGACCUUUAACUAUACAACAGAAGAAUCAGAAUCUAUUAUAUUUACAAGUGACUUUCCCCAUAACAAAAGAUCAUAUUUGUGGAGAGAAUUGUUAUUAGGGGAAAUUAAAAAGUCAUAUCGUCAGAAGUAAGAGUCCUCGAACAAUUUGCUACAGAUUUCUUGAAAUGCAUCAUAUUGUCUGUUUCUGUCAAGCCCCCAUGCAGGUGUUGUCAAGUGUUACCCAUGUGAUGCCUGGAAACGAGGGGGCUUGUGGACAUUUCAGAUAUAAGGUUAGGUGAAGUGUGACUAGGCAUGCACCACACCUAGUUGUCUGACUGAUAAAUUGUUUUUAAAAAAUGUGCUGUUAAAUGUGAAACCACAACUACACAUGCCAUGCAUUCCAUUUAUUGAGCCAAGAUGAUGCAGUUGC